CAAUCUACUCUGUUAUAAAUUAAACACCCAAAGAAGCAUCUCUCUGCUCGUUGACUCUCUUAAAGCUUCUCUAAUGGCGAUGGCUUCACUAACAACUUCUUCUGCUCUUCUCAACAAGUCCUUUUUACCUAACCGCUCUUCCCUCUCCUCCUCCUCUACCUCUCAUUCUCGUCUUUACCGAUUCUCUUCCUCUGUUCGCUCUCGUUUCCCUUCUGCCUCCAUACGCGCCGUUGCUCUUGAACCAGAACUAAACGAAACUCCAAAUUCCGACAAGAAAGACACUGAAACUCAAAGUGUUAAAGUUGAGGAGACACAAGUGUUCGCGUGUCCUGUUUGUUACGAACCGCUUAUGAGGAAAGGACCUUCAGGUAUUAACCUACAAGCAAUCUACAGGUCUGGUUUCAAGUGUGGACAGUGUAACAAGACAUACUCUAGCAAAGAUGAAUACUUGGAUCUAACCGUCACUGCUGGUUUUGAUUCUUUCAAUGAAGUCAAACCCAUUACAACUGAACUCUUUCGGAGUCCAUUAGUAUCAUUCUUGUACGAAAGAGGUUGGAGACAGAACUUUGCUCGAAGCGGUUUUCCUGGUCCAGAUGAAGAGUUUAGGAUGGCUGAGGAGUACUUCAAAGAAGCAGAAGGUGGUGUCCUUGUGGACGUUAGCUGUGGAAGCGGUUUAUUCUCAAGAAAAUUUGCAAAGUCUGGCAAAUACUCUGGCGUCAUUGCUCUAGACUACUCUGAAAACAUGCUUCGUCAGUGUAAUGAUUUCAUCAAGAAGGACGCAACUUUCGAUAGCUCGACUAACAUAGCUGUUGUGAGAGCAGACGUCUCUCGUCUCCCUUUCCCUUCGGCUUCUGUUGAUGCUGUUCAUGCUGGUGCAGCAUUGCACUGUUGGCCUUCUCCUACAAAUGCUAUUGCUGAGAUAUGUCGUGUUCUGAGAAGUGGAGGUGUUUUUGUUGGGACAACGUUUCUAAGAUACAGUCCUUCCACUCCAUGGAUUAUCAGACCUUUUCAAUCGAGGAUUCUGCAGAACUACAAUUACUUGAUGCAGGAUGAGAUCAAGGAUGUGUGUACAACAUGUGGUCUCACAGAUUAUGAAGAUAUUGUUCAGGAUUCUUUUAUAAUGUUUACUGCUAGGAAGCCAUAGAGAUAUAUGCUCUUUGCUACCUAUUCAUGUAACUUGUUGUAUAGACACAAAAACAAAAGUGUUUAUAGUAAUAAAGAGGAACAUGAUAUAUAAAACUUGCAGA
Molecule: messenger RNA, 1247 nt
Organism: Raphanus sativus (radish)
Lineage: Eukaryota; Viridiplantae; Streptophyta; Magnoliopsida; Brassicales; Brassicaceae
Exons: 7
Coding region: 74-1144 (356 amino acids)
Molecular function (GO): S-adenosylmethionine-dependent methyltransferase activity
Source: RefSeq, a predicted model, not a curated record